UGGCGAGAGGCGGGCAUGCACGAGGAGCAACCGUUGGGUGGCCAAAAGGUCGCGGCCCCGUCAUUGAUACGGUCGCGGAGAGAGCGCACUUUGGACCAAUUCCUCGAACCGGGCAGCUUCUCCUCCAACGGAAGCAUGAUCGUGGUGAGCAACAGGUUGCCGUUCGUGCUGAAGCGGAACGAGGUAACCGGUCAGCUGGAACGCAAGUCGAGUGCCGGCGGCCUUGUAACUGCAGUAGCACCUGUGGUUAUCAGCGGAAAUGGAGUUUGGGUUGGAUGGCCGGGAAUGCACAUGGAAAAUCCGAACGAGCCAAUUCCCGAAUCCGACCCUAACGAUCGUACGCCCACGGCUGGCCUUCUAUCCCGCAAAGUUGUGGCAGUGCACGUCGAGCCGUCCAUCUUCGACGCGUACUACAAUGGAUGCUGCAAUGGAACCUUCUGGCCACUGUUCCAUUCAAUGCCCGAUAGAGCGACCUUCAUUGCCGAGCAUUGGCGCGCGUAUUCUGCCGUCAACGAAGAAUUCGCAGCAAAGACGGUUGGUGCGUUGCAACAAAUCCACAAGGAGCAGGAAAAUCAAUCCAACGGCACGCCAUUGGUUUGGGUCCACGACUAUCAUUUGAUGUUAGCCGCGAACUGGAUUCGACAAGCAGCCGACGAGAAAGAUCUCAAGUUAAAAUUGGGCUUCUUCCUUCACAUCCCCUUCCCACCGUGGGACAUAUUCAGGCUGUUCCCUUGGGCUGAUGAAAUUCUUCAAGGAAUGCUCGGUUGCGACAUGGUCGGCUUUCACAUUCAGGACUAUUGUUUGAACUUUGUCGACUGCUGCCAGAGGAGCCUCGGUUGCAGAGUCGAUCGUAAGAACUUGUUAGUGGAGCACGGGGGAAGAACCGUGCGCGUGAGACCGCUUCCCAUCGCCAUUCCGUUCGACAGAUUUGUCUCGAUGGCUGAGACCGCCAACAAGGUCAUGCUGACCAAUCAGAAGAUCGUGCUGGGCGUCGAUCGUCUCGAUUACACGAAAGGUCUGGUCCACAGAUUGAAAGCUUUCGAGAGGCUGCUGGAGAAGCAUCCAGAGCAUCGCGAACAGGUCACCAUGCUUCAAAUUGCCGUUCCGUCGCGUACCGACGUCCGCGAGUAUCAGGACCUGAAGCUGGAGAUGGAUCAGCUGAUCGGUCGCAUAAACGGUCGAUUCACCACGCCCAAUUGGUCGCCCAUUCGCUACAUUUACGGAUGCGUCAGCCAGGACGAGCUGGCUGCGUUCUACAGGGACGCCGCGGUCGCUCUGGUCACGCCAUUGAGGGAUGGAAUGAAUUUGGUCGCGAAAGAGUUCGUCGCUUGUCAGAUCAACACACCGCCAGGCGUGUUGAUCGUCUCGCCGUUCGCUGGGGCCGGGGAGAUGAUGCACGAGGCGCUGAUCUGCAAUCCGUACGAGAUAGACGAGGCGGCGGAAGUUAUACACAGGGCACUUACUAUGCCAGAAGAUGAACGCACUUUAAGGAUGAAUCACUUGAGACGCCGCGAGAGGAUCUACGAUGUCAAUUACUGGAUGAAAUCGUUCCUGCAAGUGAUGGGAUCGCUCGAGGAGCACGAUUCCGUGGGCGCCACGACCAUGCAGCCGGUGACCAUGGACGAUUUCGACGACUAUUUGAGCAAGUAUAUCGGCGACAACCAUAAGUUGGCCCUGUUGCUGGACUACGAUGGCACCCUGGCGCCCAUCGCUACGCAUCCGGACCUCGCCAUUUUACCUCUGGAGACGAAGAACGUCUUGCAGAGGCUGUCUAACAUGUCCGACGUGUACAUAGCAAUUAUAUCAGGCAGAAACGUGAACAACGUCAAGUCGAUGGUUGGUAUAGAGGGUAUCACGUACGCUGGGAACCACGGUUUGGAGAUACUGCAUCCGGACGGCAGUAAAUUCGUGCACCCGAUGCCGGGUGAACUGGAGGGAAAGGUCGCGAACCUGAUGCAAACGUUGCAGGAACAACUCUGCAGAGACGGCGCCUGGGUGGAAAACAAGGGCGCCCUGCUGACGUUCCAUUAUCGCGAGACACCGAUGGAACGUCGUCCUCAAAUGAUCGAGCAAGCAAAGAAGAUCAUCGAGGAUUCAGGAUUCAAAGCUUGUCCCGCCCAUUGUGCCAUAGAGGCGAAGCCACCGGUCGAGUGGAACAAGGGUCACGCUUCUAUCUACAUCCUCCGUACAGCUUUCGGUUUAGACUGGAGCGAACGUAUCAGAAUUAUCUACGCCGGUGACGACGUCACGGACGAAGACGCGAUGAAGGCAUUGAAAGGUAUGGCGGCCACUUUCCGCGUCGCGUCGUCGCAUAUAAUUCGCACCUCGGCGGAACGACGUUUGCCAAGCACGGAUUCCGUGCUGACGAUGUUGAAGUGGGUGGAGAGGCACCUUAGCAAACGCAAGCCGCGCAACAGCACCGAGAUUCCAUCGAGAUUCCGUCGCAACAGCGCCGGUAUGACCAUGGAAAUGUCGUUCAUGUCACCGAACGCGAACCUGGAAUCAUCCUAGGCGACGCCGUGACCUUCGCGUUCCCGUAUCGACUGUGUCCUCGACAGAAAAUGCACGCGUGUUCUCAGGCUUACGGAAGCACUCGCAGAGUAAGAUCAAUGGAACAGAGAAGAAGAAGGGAAAAAUCUCUCUCGAGGGCGGAUAGGUAACGUCGCGUAAAUUGUACGUCCGAACGCAGAUACGGUGGGAAAGCAAUUAAUAUUUGAAAAGUCGAGAAUUCCCGUGUUCAUCCCCCGUGGGACGGAAUCGAACUAGCCGCUACUUAUUUCCGAAAACCUCUGAUCUCCCGAGUAUAAUACGGAUUAUCCGAGUAAAUUAAAAUAGGAGCACACAAGCCAAAGGAAGGAACUGAUCUUCUCGAUCGGGAACCAAAACCGUCUCAUCGACUAAUUCAGCGUUUAAUCGAUGUAUCUCUGGUAACCAGUUUAAUGGCUUUAGCCCCCCCGUAAUCAUAACGAAUCGUUAAACAAAAGAAAAAAAAAAAAUAACUGAAUGUUAUAUGUGCGAUGUCGUAAAAAAAAAGAAAUAGAAGGUUUCGAGCAUCAAAUGCGUCUAUAUGCAUGUUUUCUUUUCCUUUUUUUUUUGUUUUUGUAGCAUUCACCAUAUAGUUGUUACAUCGUACGGUUCAAACGACGCUUUCGACGAACGCGUUUAUCGGAAGCUAUAGUAUUUAGUUACAGUUGUUGGAAACCGGUCUGAAACUGUUUUCUACGAGGCUGUACAUUUGUCAACAAUCACCGAGACGAGAAACAGACAAUUAGUAAUGCGAGGAUCGUUCUCAGCGGAUAAGAAUAAGAAUUUUAUUCGAGAUUUACGGAUGAUUAAAAGUGAUCGAUUACUGUUGAAAUUUUCGCCCGUAUUCGGGACUUUCUUUCUGUGUACAUUUCAAUAGAAACGUUCGCCAAUUGUACCGAACGCGCGUUCGAUUAAUUUUUCCAAGGAUUGAAAUCUUUUGUUUUACAGAAUCUUUCAUUUUUUCUUACGGGUAUGUACACUUCUUUCUUUUUUUUUAUAAUGCUCGUAGAAUUUUCACGCGUUGUAUUUAUAUUAUUGAACGAUGUAACGAAGGUGGAUGGAGAAUAGUGCAUGUGAUACGUUAUAAUAUAUCGAUAUGUAUAUUCUUUGUUAAGAACCGAACACUUACGUUCGAUGAUUCGUCGAUUUCUAGUUUUUUUCCCCCCCCCAAUUAUCUGAUAAUGAUGGAACUGUUGUAUAAAGAGCAGUGCCAGUUACAUCUUCAUCGAGGCCCGAUUCACGUUCAUAAUUUCAAGUUACGAUUUAGUUGUAAGGGACUUUGGAAACGUACAUAUAUACGCGUAUGGUUUAAAUCUUUCGAUGUUGGCGCUUAUAUAAAAAAAAUCGAUGUUUGUUAAGCGUACGAACUUUGGCGUCGAAAGAAUUAAACGUGAAACCUUUAACCCUCGUGAAUUUUAUCGAAUAAUUCUAACAACGCAAAAAUUAAAUCAAGAAACUUGUACUUGAAUACCAGAUAAUGAAAUUGAGAUUUGGGUCAGAAUAGACCCGAGGGUUAAACGCGUAUCAUUCACACAUACACAUCACAUCAAACGAACACACACACACAUCAGGAGAAGGGAAUUGAAACACGGACAAAUUUUACACAUUUUUUAAAUAGAAUAAGUCGUUUAAGGAUUCUUUAUUCCACGUCUGUGUUGCUUUGAAAUUUUCUAUAGAUCGUUAGUUACAUGCAGUGAUCUACGUUAAUCCCUGCAUCGCUGGAUAUACGAUAAAUUUACAUGUACAAGCGAUCAAGUUAUCUUACGAGUCACGGAUUAAAACGAGCGAAAUAUUUACGAAAAUAUAAGAAAGAGAACGAAUUUAUUUAUGAUCGUCAACCUACUUGUCGUCACUGUUAUUAGCUUCCAUUCGAAUUUCAUUGCAUCGAUUUUUCUCGAAAGUAUUUGAUUUGUUUCCGAGUAAGAGUAUUUCCGAUUCUAAAAUUUCGUUGUUGCUCGUAUAAUCCGAAUGAAUGGACACGUUUGUCUUCGAAUACAUCUGCGAGUCAUUUUGUAUUACAUCCAUAAACAUAUAUAAAACACAAACAUGUAUACAUGCAUAAAAUAUCCAAUUUAUAGUUAUAUCAACGACAGUUUAUUCUGAUGUAUAUAUAUACGUGUAUUUUUAUAUGUAGAACCCGUAAAAUUCAAUAAGAAGACGGAUACGACGACCCCCUCCAAAAAAAAAUGAGUCUCACGAACUGAUAUCAAAUAAUAUUACUUAGUUACCUGUUUCUGUCCCGGGCAUCUAUUUCUACGACUAUACUUACGAUUUUAGUAAUACGCAUAUACACAUAUAAAUCGUCACCACGAAGAAAAAUAACAGGUCGAAGCGAUUGGAGGAUGUUUAAGAAUCUUUUGUUUUCUAUACCCUUUAAACGUUAAAAAGUAUAUUGUGUUUAUAUAUUUUCUGUUGUUCAUUAAACUUCGAUCUUCUGUUCGUGGCGCAAAUUCACGUACACGUUUAAUUCCCAUCGAUGUUCUGUGUGCUUCUGAUCCUCCUUAGUUCACUCUCAUUUUCCCCAGUACCCUUCUCUUUCUCCUUACUUCGACGCGUUACGGACCUUAGAUACGGUCGAUUUUAGUUUCACGUCGUUUUCAAAAGAAACGAGCAAAAUACACGCGCAUAGAAAACAAAACGACGAUUCAAGUUCUGAUACGGUAGUAUUUUUUCAUUUUAAAAGAGCUCCGCCCCCAAAAAUCCAAUCUCGUAUUUUCGUCUUGGUAAUUAUUAGUCAAUUAUUAUUACCGCUAGUCAAUAAAUAACGAACGAGUUUAUAUAAUGCGUUCGAAAGAGUAAAACAAGAAUAAGAUUAACGGAUAAGGGUGACUAAAGGAAACGCGCCGAAAUCGUGACUGUCGAGUGAAAAAGAUACACUAAUAUUCGAAACGAUACCCAAUGUCAUAUCUCUGUUUGAAAGUAUGUAAAACGUAUGUGUAUACGCAACAUAUACAUAUAUAGAGACCACGCAUAUGUAUACGUAUGUAUAUAUAGUGUCUUGUAAUGUUCCUGUAACAAAAUCUCACAAAAUGA
Colletes gigas is the source of this 5559-nucleotide messenger RNA. It is a transcript of the gene Tps1, whose product is annotated as alpha,alpha-trehalose-phosphate synthase [UDP-forming]. Gene Ontology annotation, cellular component: alpha,alpha-trehalose-phosphate synthase complex (UDP-forming); cytosol. Gene Ontology annotation, molecular function: catalytic activity. The transcript is spliced from 11 exons. NCBI's taxonomy places the organism in Eukaryota, Metazoa, Arthropoda, Insecta, Hymenoptera, Colletidae. Gene Ontology annotation, biological process: trehalose biosynthetic process. The record is from RefSeq and is a predicted model, not a curated record. Bases 16 to 2511 code for a protein of 831 amino acids.